Messenger RNA from Tremella mesenterica DSM 1558, 1088 nucleotides. RefSeq lists its product as uncharacterized. Gene Ontology annotation, biological process: coenzyme A biosynthetic process. Gene Ontology annotation, cellular component: phosphopantothenoylcysteine decarboxylase complex. Bases 9 to 1088 code for a protein of 359 amino acids. Lineage: Eukaryota; Fungi; Basidiomycota; Tremellomycetes; Tremellales; Tremellaceae. Gene Ontology annotation, molecular function: FMN binding; phosphopantothenoylcysteine decarboxylase activity. The record is from RefSeq and is a predicted model, not a curated record. The transcript is spliced from 6 exons.
AUCACAACAUGUCUUCGGAUGCACAAGCUGGACCAUCGCGACCUUCUGGAAGACCUUUUGUAUCUGCGGAUCAUCGUCCCAGCAUACCCGAUGGUAUCUUUCGUGUUCUGCUCAUCACGACUGGGUCGGUGGCGAGCAUCAAAGCUCCUGACAUCGUUGCCGCUUUGGCCAAAAAACCUCACAUCGACCUGCAGGUAGUGGCCACGAAUGCAUCUUUGCAUUUCUUCAAUCAAGAUCAAAUCGACAAGGCUGUGUAUACCGCACUAUACGGAGCACACCCCUCCAGUCAUUCCGCCGGAACAGAUGGCGGCAGGUGGGGCUCCUCUGGAACGUACGAGAAUGACCCUCGACGUGUGACUGUGUGGACAGAUACGGAUGAGUGGAGUGAUUGGAGAAAAGUUGGCGACCCCAUUUUACAUAUUGAGCUCCGGCGAUGGGCAGAUUUAGUCGUUGUCGCUCCAUGUUCCGCGGACAUGCUCGCGAAGAUCGCCAAUGGUUUUGCGGAUAAUCUGGCGUUAUCCCUUCUCCGAGCAUUGUCCCCCUCCACUCCAGUCGUCAUCUGUCCUGCUAUGAAUACUUACAUGUAUCAACAUAAACUCACUGCAAAACAUUUACGUGUACUCCAAGAACUUGACUAUCUAGUCUUGGGACCUCAGGGAACGGGGACAUUAGCUUGUGGUGACGAAGUAGGCCCGGGUAAGAUGACAGACUGGCGCGAGAUAGUCAGUACCAUCGAAAACUUUGCCGAACUUCAUCAUCAGACCAUCAGCCGGAUUUCCAACAAUGCUCUUCCUACUCCACCCGCGUCUUUAGCUUCAAACGCAUCUCAGAUUGCAGGAAACAAGCGCCCAUUAACCCCACCGACACCUGGACGAUCACCAAGGAAACCUGCUAGUCAGUUACCUGAGCAAGAUGAGAGGAUGGAGCUCGAAGAAAGUGUUCAGGUAUUGAUUGACAAUGCUCGACCGCUUGAUGUGGGCGCGAAAAGCGCGCGCGCAGGACGGACGGGCAUCCAAGAUUGGGCUACAAUGACCAGUCCAUAUGGAGGUGAUGGGAGUGCUUGGAACAAGAAGUUUUGGAUGGGAUAA